GAUGUCACGGGAAUACCAGGAGUUGACAGCUGUGAUUGGGUAGACUGGAGUGACGAGGAGGCCGAAGGACCAAUAGUAUUGCAGAUCGGAAGACAAGUCAACCAAUUAGCGGAGAGAAGGCGGGGCUGUGUGCAAGCGGUUCGUUCGGGUCUGGUGAGAAUACUGGGGGGGGGGACCCCCUUAACGACCAAACUUUUGGAAUAAAAGGGAAUCAUGACAUGUGCCCUUAAUGGGUUAAUUCCCACUAAAUCCUGGCUCCAUUUCACACAGUGGGGUUAAUAGGAGGCUGGGCCGCGGAGCUGACAAUCUGUAAACCGACCAACAAACUAACACUAUUUACCACCGAGCCCACGUUAAUCUAUGGAGAGCUACUUAGAGAGAGCAGCAGGGAGGCCGGCAGCCUGGGGUGAGGGGCGAGGGAGGCGGCAGCCUGGGGAGAGCAAGAGCAGCCUAGAGAGGACGAGGAGGCCCGGCAGCCUGGGGAGGGCAAAACGAAAAGCCUGAGAGGACGAGGAGGCGGCAGCCUGGGGGGCGAGGAGGGCGGCAGCCUGGGGAGGCGAGGGAGGGCCGGCAGCCUGGGGGAGGCGGCGGGGGAUGAGGGAGGGAGGCUGGGAGGCGGCAGCGGUGAGCGGGGGAGGGCCGGCAGCCUGGGGAGGGAUGAGGGAGGGAGGCUGGGAGGGCAGCGGCAGCGGUGAGCGGGGAGGGCGGCAGCCUGGGGGAGGAGGGGCGAGGGGAUGAGGGAGGGGGCUGGGAGGGAGCGGCGGCCGGUGAGCGAGGGCCGGCAGCCUGGAGGGGGAAGCGGGGGAUGAGGGAGAGCGGAGAGUGUUCAGUCUAUGGAGAGCUACAGAGUUCAACUAUGGAGAGCUGCAGGAUUUAGGUUUCAGUCUAUGGAGAGCUGCAGGGUUUAGGUUUCAGUCUAUGGAGAGCUGCAGGGUUUAGGGGUCAGUCUGUAGAGAGCUGCAGGGGUCAGUCUGUAGAGAGCUGCAGGGGUCAGUCUGUAGAGAGCUGCAGGGGUCAGUCUGUAGAGAGCUGCAGGGGUCAGUCUGUGGAGAGCUGCAGAGAGGUCAGUCUGUGGAAACUGCAGGGGUCGUCUAAUGAAGCUGCAGAGAUCAGUCUGUGAAGCUGCAGGGUCCAGUCUGUGAGAGGCACAGGGGUCAGUCUGUGGAGAGCUGCAGGGGCAGUCUGUGGAGAGCUGCAGGGGUCAGUCUAUGGAGAGCUGCAGGGGUCAGUCUGUGGAGAGCUGCAGGGGUCAGUCUAUGGAGAGCUGCAGGCUUCAGUGUUUAGUCUGUAGAGAGCGGCAGGGGUCAGUGUUUAGUCCAUGGAUAAUUGCAGGGUUCUUUAUUUAGUGAACUGCAUGAUAAAACCCAUAUUUUGAUAGAAUAUAAACCUCAGGAAAAUCUCUUUUUCUAUUAUCCUAAUCUUUCUAGUGAGACCAAUGGAUGGCGAGUCGGAUUUCAUUUCUUGUCUGAUCUUUUAUAGAUAAAGGAAUUGGUGCAGUUGCAGCACGCUGGGAAGGACAGGCUCGCACCAUGGCACUUGCUAAGGUGAAAGUGGAGAAGACAGGUGAGAGAUAAGUGAAAUUUGCUAGAUUUAUCCCACAUUCCAACGUUGAAGGAGUUAUUCACUAAACUGUGAGCUUUGAAGAUGCUGCCUAUUAUAUUCAGAUUGUACCAAGUCCCAUGUGCAGUGCUUAUCUCUAAUUUUAGCGCAAGUACUUAAUAUUUAGUUGGAUGGGUAUUUUUCCUGUGUGAAAUUAAUGUAUUAUCUCCGGUCUCUCGUUCUUCACAACGUAUGUUAGAUCUGGAGGCAGAGAUUGCCCGGAGCCGACUUGAUGCCGUCUUACAGGGACUCCUGGACAAGAGUGAUAUAGACCGGUAAGUUAACCAUCUGUUACUGCCGAUAUAUAAAUUCUUUCACUGAAUUGCGCAUAUAUAAGCUUUGGCUAACUUUUAGACUGUAUCUUCAUACAGGGUUAUGUCCGAAUGGAUUCAAUUUAUACUACACACCAGUGGCGUCUCUAGGAUUCAUUUUUAGGGAGGGCAUAUAGUGGGCCAGGGACAAAAGUAGGGGGGCACAUUUAACCAUGCCCUCGGCGCAGUUUGACCGCGCCCCUGCUGCAUGUUAAGCCCCGCCACAGUGUUUUUUUUUAAAAAAUAAUCCCUGGUGGAGGAUUUAUUAUUUUCCACCAGGGAUUAUUCAAAAACAAAACACAUUUCCCUUGAUACAGUGCCAUAGAUGGCACUGUAUCCAUUGUGGCAGGAUGGCCAGGCUCUAUGUAGGCAAUAAACUUCAAAUGCAACAGUCAGGAUAAAAUAGUAGUGCAGUUUGUCACUUUCCACAAUAUAUACAUGGUUGUGCUCUCCCACAAAAAGAAAAUAAAUCCUACUCCAACUUGGAGACUUACUAAACAACAGUAUUACUAACUAUUCAACUGGCCAGCUAAUCUGGUUCCCAGUUUUAAACAAAAUGAAAUACAGCACUUUAAGCAGGUUUCACACAGUACCUUUUUCUCAGAGUCUCAGGCUUAACUGCCUCCUCCCUCCCAGUUGUUAGAUUCCCCCAAUGUCUUCAGAGGCUAACCUUUUAAAACCCUAGUGCUGGUUAAUUACAUUCACCUGGUUGAUAACAUUCAAGGGGUGACUCCCACCAAUUAACCCCAUCAUGCUGGGAAUAGAGAGCGCUCAAAUCUAAUACUAGCAUAAAAAGCUUCUCUGACCCUGCCACACCAUAUAUACACAUAGACACACACAGACUGCUGAGUCCAUACAUUCACACCCACCGACUGCCGAGUCCAUACACACCCACACAGACUGCUGAGUCCAUACACACACCAAAGCUUCCUCACUAGCAGACACACACACACAGACUGCUGAGUCCAUACACACACACAGACUGCUGAGUCCACACACACAGACUGCUGAGUCCACACACACAGACUGCUGAGUCCAUACACACAGACUUCUGAGUCCAUACACACAUACACACUGCUGAAUCCACACAGACACGCAGACUGCUGAAUCCACACAGACACGCACACUGCUGAGUCCAUACACACAUACAGAAUGCUGAGUCUAUAUAUACACACACACACAGACUGCUGAGUCCAUAUACACACACACAGACUGCCGAGUCCAUACACACACAUACAGACAAAGACUGCUGAAUCCACGCAUACACACAGACUGCUGAGUCCAUACACACACACACACACACAUACAGACACAGACUGCUGAGUCCAUACAUACAGACACAGACUGCUGAGUCCAUACACAGACACACACUGCUGAGUCCAUACACACACACACACUGCUGAGUCCAGACACACACACACACAGACUCCUGAGUCCAUACACACACACAGACACACAGACUGCUAAGUCCAUACAUACACACACACACACACACACACAAGCCUGUUACAGUCCAAGGGAAUAGAAUUUAAUAACAUGGCCAGCAAGCUGCCAGCAUUUUGGGAGGCACAGUAUGAUGUAGGGGGGGCCCGCGCCCCCCCUAGUGACGCCACUGCGACACACCUAAAGUGUCAUGUUAAAGUGUUUUAUGUGUGCAGAUUUUAUCCUUUUUUUUCUCAUUUUAUGAAAAGUGCAGAUUUCAAUAGAAAUUUACACAUUUAUAAAUUAACCUGGUUACACCCCCAGUGUCCAAAUAGAGGGAACAAAAAAUGUUCAUGUGAUAUGUGCUUUCUGAAGGCUGAUUUGGUUUAAAUGUUGGAAUUCCCUGUGAAUUCACCAUGGAUUCCAGACCGUUCACACUUUAAUAAAUAAGCUUUAUUUAUUUAUAUCAGAAGGUGUGAUCUUUGUGUCUUUUUCUAGGGAGCAGAUAGAUGAUGAGGUUGGGAAAGCAUCUGGAGAUCUUCACUGCAAGUAAGACAUUUGUUUUCUGUGAAUGAUCCGAUAAUCUGUUUAUAAUGAGAUAAAGGAAAAUGAUUCUACUUAAAGCGGCUCUGACCGCCCCAAACAAAAUAAAUCUUUAUAAACUGCUCACAGUGACUGUGUUGGGAUGUCACUGGAAAAUCUAUCAUAAGACAAAUUAGGGACCACUGUGUCUUGUGCAGCACAGCGCUGACCUGGGCUCCUGGCAGGUGAGGAUCCCCCAAAUGGACUGUACAACCUACCUUCCCCUGCAGCCCUCGGCCAAACACACUAAGAGAUCAUGUGACCAUUGGGGAUCUUUGCAAAAUAAAUGCUAAGGUUAGAGAUCUGCUUUAACCAGUCAUUUAUUUAUAUUUUUUUUAUGACUUUAAUGAUUAAUGUUUAACUUGCUGUUUUUCCGUUGCUUAGUAGUAGAUAUUCAUUUUCCAGCUUAAAAUGUUUUUCCAAUUGACGGGAAGUACAGAUGGGUUUUUUAGCAUUUCUUUCAUUUCCCAUCAUUUGUGUUUAUUCCACAAUAAUCCCCAGCAUGUACCACCCCUCCCUUUCCUGAUAGGUUGCACUUUGUAUUAAUUGGCGAGACGCUGGUCUGUAAAUAACACAGUAGGGGAAGGGGCUAACAGUGUGUGCCCUAAAGGACCACUAUAGGCACCCAGACCACUUCAGCUUAAUGAAGCGGUCUGGGUGCCAGGUCCAUCUAGGGCUAACCCUGCCUGCUGUAAACAUAGCAGUUUCAGAGAAACUGCUAUGUUUACCUAUGGGUUAAUCCAGCCUCUAGUGGCUGUCUCAUUGACAACCGCUAGAGGCGCUUCCACGCUUCUCACUGUGAUUUUCAAUUGGAAAGCAUUGAGAAUUGCCGCGCAUUCAGCCGAUGACGACCGGAGGAGGAGGAGAGUCCCCAGCGCUGAGGGAGCCCGGCGCUGGAGAAAGGUAAGGAUUUAACCCCUUCCUCCCCCUUCAGCCCGGCGGGAGUGGGGCCCUGAGGGUGGGGGGGGCACCCUCACGGCACUACAGUGCCAGGAAAACGAGUUUGUUUUCCUGGCACUAUAGUUUUCCUUUAAGCAUUAUUUCCCAAAGUUCACUUCCAGCCAAAGACACACUGUCCCACCAUGCUCAAAACAUGACAAGUGUGAUGACAUCUUUUUUUUUUUUUAAUAGUGCACAAAUGCGUAAAGAUAAUUUGUGGACUGGACGAUUUCCCUAUUUUCUGGGAAUUAAUUGCAACUAUUUUGGAAAAUAACCUGUUUCAGUAGUAAAUGGCAGAUAGCGUUGACUUUUUAUAUUCUUCUUUCUUGCAGAGAUUCAUCUCCCAGUGCCGGGGGGAAAAGGUAAAAGGUUCAAUGGCUUUAGCAGAACACAAGUCCUCAGAACGGAUCGGUACUUUGAUCCACACUGUAAUUAGUGUGGUUUCUUGAAGUCUCAUAAUGUACCAGCAAUUUAUUUUAGUAAAAUAUAAGGCUAAACUGCUUUCAGAAGACACUAAUGUUGCAAAAUGUUAACAAAUAGGUCACCCUGUUACAAAAUGUUAGAUGUUGCUGUUAUUUAUAGAGGCCUGCCUAAUUAACCCCAUGGAAUCCCGAGGUUAAUAAAAUGGCUGGAAAGAUAUUUUUUAAAGCAGAACCCAAGGUAAUUAUUUUAAUAGUUUCAGCUUUAACAGUUUAUCUUUAAAUUACUCCAUGUUAGUUGUGACUGUGGCCCUAGUAAAGGAUGAACUUUGUCAGGGGUUUAAUCUGACGCUAAAUAACGUUAUUCAAACAGGUAACUGAACACAAUACGCGGAAAAAUCUUCUAUACAGCUCAGAAGGCAGUGUCUCCAUUGCUCCAUUAAAAUGAAAACAUUGCUAGUUUCAGCAUGUUCGAACCAACAACAGCAAUCACAAAAAAUGGUUAAAAAUUCAAUGAUAAAGUUACAAUGGCAAAUAUGCCCAAGGAUUCUUAUUGAGAAUAAGCAGCUGCCCAAAGGAACACGAGCUGAAGGUCAUCCCUAACAUUCCAGUCCUCCAGACGGUUUCCAGCUCAGUGGUGAAAAACUAAAAUGGCUGCCACAGUUUAUAGCAGAUAUAUGUCUUGCCUUGUUUUUCGUGAGUUCAACACUACUACACCACUGGCCAGACUUAACGGUACUCGUUACUGCACACCUGGGUGGUCCAGGCCUCACUCCACAGGGGGCGAGUUAGCACUCAACAAUGGCUAGUGAGCAAGUGGGAAUUUUGAGCCCUGAUUUUUUGCAUCCACAUUCUGAUUUAGAGUAAUUUAUACCAGGAAAUUACCAUUUAGCUCAGGGCUAGAGAUUCUAUAAUCUCAAUGCUUCCGUUCGACCUCCCCUACACUGUCAGAAUAUUUCUAAAGGACAUUUUCUCCUCCAUCUAGGCCUUCGGGGAGGCUCUCUCAGCACCGGCGGAAGAAGAGGAAAGAAGAAGAUGGCAUCACAGAAGGCAGCCAGCCGAAAGCUAGUAAGGACACAGACUAAACAGAAUCAGUAUACCAAGUCCAUCAGCUAUAUUUCCUUCAUAGAGCAUCACACAGUUUCAGGGGGGAUUGAAAGGCCACAUCAAUUUCUAGUUGGCCACAAGCAUCACUUUAUUAGAGUUCUUCAGGUUUAUAUAAUACAGAGAGAGAAUUGUGGCUCUAAAAUUGGACAUUGAGCUGUAACAUUUUGUUGGUUUCUAUCUUGUAAAGAAUAAUCCCUAGUUCUUAAUAAACUCAUCCACUUUUCCAGACACGUUUAUUAUUCGGCUCUUUGACCGGAGUGUGGAUUUGGCACAAUUUUCCGAGGAUACGCCCCUCUAUCCAGUUUGUCGAGCUUGGCUGCGGAAUACCCCAACAGUGAGAGCACUCGAACAGCCCCAAACACCACCACCAGCAGAAGAGGUGACCUAACCACGUCCUUGUUAAAAACGUUAACACUUCAAGGGAAAAUACAUGACACUGAUUUUUUUUUUUUGAGGAAGAAUAUUUUAACCCCUAAAAUCUUAUAUUUACUCUAGUAUACUGCUGCUGGCUCUGCCCCUGAUCUGCCGGCUUGGCUGACAUAAUCAGAAGUGUUGAUCUAAGCUAAUCACAAUGUUUUCCCAUAGGAUUGGCUGAGACUGCCAAGUAGGCAGACCAGGGUCAGAGCCAGCACAAGCCAAACACAGCCCUGUGAACAGAGGUGUAACUAGAAACCACAGGGCACCGGAGCGUUUCACACACUGUCAUGUAGACACACACAUACAUACAGACAUACAAACAUACACACACAUAGACAUGUAGAUACACACACAUACAUACAGAGACACCUACAGACACACAUACACACACAGACAGACACUAACACACAUGCAAAAUGUUUAAGUCACCCUCCUGUUUCCUACCUUUUAUAUGCAGGAGGGUGACUUCCUUGGGGUCCAGUGAUGGCUCAGCCUGAUGGGAGUCAGAGUUUCCACUCUGACUCACUCCUCUUUUCCUCCCGCACGGCUCCCGGUGUUUGCUGGGAGGAAGUGACAGGGGCAGUCACUUACUCCCUGCGGCGCUUUAAGAGUGCGACUGGGCCCCCUUGUAAUAUUUUGCCACAAGGUGGCCCUAACAGCAAGGGCCACCCGAUGGGCCCCUGAAUGUGCGGCCCCAGCAGUUAUACCGCGUGGGCCAGGGCUGCAACACGUGCCGGCGAGCACCCUGUCGCAGGGUGCCUGCGACCGCGGUAGUUCCGCCACUGCUUGUGAAUCAAUGCACCUCUAUGAGGAAAGUUAAAGGACCACUAUAGUGCCAGGAAAACAAACUCGUUUUCCUGGCACUGUAGUGUUAAUAGGUCCCCCCCACCCUCAUGGCCCCCCUCCCACCGGGCUCUAGUGGGAGGAAGGGGUUAAAUGCUUACCUUUCUCCAGCGCCGUGCUCCCUCGGUGCUGGGGACUCUCCUCACUCUUCCGACGUCAUCCGCUGAAUGCACAUGUGCGGCAAGACCCGUGCACGCAUUCAGUCAGUCCAUAGGAAAGCAUUCCUCAGUGCUUUCCUAUGGACGCUGGCGUCUUCUCACUGUGAAAAUCACAGUGAGAAACGUGGAAGCGCCUCUAGCGGCUAUCAAUAAGACCGCUACUAGAGGCUGGAUUAACCCCAAUGUAAACAUAGAAGUUUAUCUGAAACUGCUAUGUUUACAGCAGGCAGGGUUAACCCUAGAUGGACCUGGCACCCAGACCACUUCAUUGAGCUGAAGUGGUCUGGUUGCCUAUAGUGGUCCUUUAAGUGUCUCCAGGCAGAGGGUGGAGGCACUGAAUGUCAGUCACACUGUGCAGCAUAACCCAAGGAAGUACCUCUUGCAGCCUUCUGAGUGUCCAGUGUAUCCUUAGGCUGUAAUGUAAACACUGCAUUUUCUCUGAAAAGACCGUGUUUACUGCAAAAAGCCUGAAGGUAAUGAUUCUACUCACUAGAACAAAUUCAAUAAGCUGUAGUUGUUCUGGUGACUAUAAUGUCCUUUUAAAGGCGCAGAUCAUAACAAGCUAAAAAUGCUUAAAGAAAUAAUGCAAUUCUUGUUUUAAGUGUAAAUCCCAACUGUCAUGUAACAAAAAUAUUAUUAAUUAAUUGGGGAAAAUAUUUGAUUAUUUCUACUUAUGCAGGUUGAAGGAGUUAAUGGAAGCACACAAAAUUUGUACCAGUUACCCCCACCUUUGCCAUGCCCAGUGACAGAGGAUGGAGAGCCCAUUAACUUGAGGAUACCCUCUCCCCUUCGAGAAGAUAGCGAACCCCUCAAUCUGAACAUGGUAAGGGCUAUAAUAACAUGUUUUUCAAAUGUCCAAAUAUUCUGAUUACGUCCACACAGCCUUCUCCAUUACACCCUGUAACCUGAUCUCUGAGUGUGAUUCCUUGCAGCCUCCAAACCUAACGCCCAGCAUGUCCACGUUAAUUAACCAGAAUAUGGAGCGAUGGAAGAAGAUCCGUCAGAGGUACAACAGAACGAUGCUUUCGUUGCAGAUUUAACUUGAUGUUUAAUGGGGUUUGCUAUAAUAGAAUAAUAAAGGAAUUCUAAAACAAUGGAUACAGGAUUUGAG
Pelobates cultripes (western spadefoot toad) is the source of this 8908-nucleotide messenger RNA. The record is from the annotation of a GenBank genome assembly. Lineage: Eukaryota; Metazoa; Chordata; Amphibia; Anura; Pelobatidae.